UAAUCUCCCCUAUGCGCUACUCCCUUCGAAGAAUAAAGCUCUCGGUGCGUAAACUAUAGAGGGGUCGUUUCUCAAUUGUUUCUAUCAAUCUGUCCGUUUAAAACUUACUUGACAAAAGGAGCAUUAAAAUAACGUCAUUUUCUCUUUAUUUGGAGCGACGUUUUGUUUGGUGUCCCCUUCCAGAAGGGCCCUUCGGAGGGCGAUAUCAUUUCAGUCUGCUGCUGCUACUGCUCCAGUCAUCGACGUUAUGUGUAGAAGAAAGCGAGUGAAGGAUUUCUAGUUUAGUCGCUCACAACAAGCGUCCAUUCGGCAGCUAAAUCAUACCAAAAGACAGAUCUGAUCCCCGCGAUUGAUUUUCUAUAUUUUUUCCCUUUUCCCCCGUGGUGGAAAGAAACACACGAAACUUAAGAUGAACCGAAUAACGGGAAAGACGAAAGAAGCCACUCUGAUAGAAAUGUCUAACACGCAGGACUCCCGAAUCGGAGAUGACUGUGCCGUUCUGACGGGAUACCGGAGGAUCCUUCAGGCAGAUAACGGAAGCAUUGACUCGGUUUCCGGUCGACGAAUACAGCUUCCUGGUCACAGGGAGAUUGACAAGUUUGAACAGAACCGGGACUCUGUGUACUUUAGGGAUGGUAUACGUCGCAUUGAUUUUGUCCUGUCUUACGUUGAUGACAAAGAUGGAGACAAGAAAGCGGAGAGAAGAAGAGAAUUUGAAGCCAACCUGGAGAGGGUUGGUCUGGAGUUGGAGACUGAAGAUAAAUCAAGAUCUGAUGACCGUAAGACGCAUUACCUGAAGAUUCACGCUCCCUGGGAGGUGCUGGCCACCUAUGCUGAUGUGCUUAAGAUCAAAGUGCCCUUUAAAGAAAGCGACAUUUUUCCCAAAGUGCAAGAAGGUCCGCAGGAGUGGUUUGCACGUCCUUUCCGGCUGCCGGAUAACAUCAUGACACCGGAGCCGGACUACUUUACCGCAACUUUUGAAAAGAGUAAGUUGGACUUCUUCCUCAUCGAGGAUAAGGAGACGUUUUUCCCUCCUUCUACCCGCAACAGGAUUGUGUACUACAUCCUCACACGCUGUCCUUACUACAAGGAAGACCGUAAAGAAAAGGACAAGACGGGAAUCAAGCGACUGCUGAACAAUGGCACCUAUACCUCAGCCUACCCCCUUCAUGAUUGCCGGUAUUGGAAGAAAUCGCAAGACAUGCAGUGUGAGAGCGAGCGGUUUCACCUGUAUAAGAAUUGGGCUCGAUUCCUCUGCUUUUACAAGGAGCAGCCGCUUAACCUAAUAAAGAAGUACUAUGGUGAGAAGAUUGGUAUCUACUUUGCCUGGUUGGGCUUUUACACAGAGAUGCUGUUUUUUGCUGCAGUCAUGGGGUUGAUCUGCUUUGUUUAUGGCGUGCUCAGUUACGAGGACAACAUCACAAGUAAGGAGAUCUGUGACUCUGAAAUCGGUGGAAAUAUUGUCAUGUGUCCACUCUGUGAUAAAAAGUGCAGCUACUGGAAACUCAAUUCAACUUGUCUAUCAUCAUGGCAAUCCCAUCUGUUUGAUAACGAGGGGACAGUGUUCUUUGCCAUGUUCAUGGGUAUUUGGGUGACCCUGUUCCUGGAGUUCUGGAAGCGGCGACAGGCCCGUCUGGAGUAUGAGUGGGACCUUGUGGACUUUGAGGAAGAACAGCAGCAGCUCCAGAUCAGGCCAGAGUUUGAGUUGAAGUGCACACACAGCAGACUCAACCGCAUCACACAGGAAAUGGAGCCUUAUCUUCCUCUAUCCAGCAAAUGUGCUCGUUUCUGCCUUUCUGGAGCAACUGUUCUCUUCUGGACGUUCCUGAUAGUGGCCUGUGUAAUGGGAGUGAUCGCUUACAGAUUAGCAGUUUAUGCAGCGUUUGCCAGCGUCAUGAAGGACAGCCCCACCAGCAAGAUCCAGUUGGUCGGCUCCCUCAUCAACCCUCAGCUUGCCACAUCCGUCACCGCAUCUUGCAUCAACUUCGUCACUAUCCUCGUCCUCAAUUUCCUUUAUGAACAUGUGGCCAUUUGGAUAACUGAUAUGGAAAUUCCCAAGACGCAUCUGGAGUAUGAGAACAAGCUUACAAUGAAGAUGUUUAUGUUCCAGUUCGUGAACUACUACUCUUCAUGUUUCUAUGUAGCGUUUUUUAAAGGAAAGUUUGUGGGUCAUCCAGGCAACUACUCUUAUAUGUUUGGAAAGUGGAGCGGACUGAGAAAUGAAGAGUGUGACCCUGGGGGUUGUCUGAUUGAGCUCAGCACACAGCUGGUCAUCAUCAUGGCUGGAAAACAAAUGGUGGGGAAUGUCCAGGAAGCUCUGCUGCCACUUCUCAAGAACUGGUGGGGCAGCAGGAAAGGCCGGAGUCAUCCAGAAUGUACAUACAGCAGAUGGGAGCAGGACCACGAUCUGCAAAACUUCAGCCAGUUUGGGCUCUUCUACGAGUAUCUGGAGAUGGUGAUCCAGUUUGGCUUCGUAACACUUUUUGUGGCGUCUUUUCCACUGGCGCCUCUUCUUGCUCUCUUUAACAACAUCCUGGAGGUGCGAGUCGAUGCUUGGAAGUUUACCACACAGUUUCGAAGGCCGGUGGCAGCAAAAGCACGCAACAUCGGAGCCUGGCAAGAGAUUCUUAAUGUAGUGGCCAUCUUGUCUGUGGUCACAAAUGCCUUCAUCGUUGCAUUCACCUCAGAUAUGAUUCCUCGCCUGGUCUAUCUGUACGCUUACCACCCAGGCAGCAAGGCCACUAUGUUAGGUUACAUCGAAAACAGUCUCUCCUUUUACAACAUCUCUCAGAUCCCUCUUGAUAAUCAACCAGAGCCGGAGGAAAACCCAUCCUGGUUUAACAGCUCUACCUUCACUACAUGCAGUUAUCGGGACUACAGACACCCACCCGGACAUGAAAAGCAGUACACACACACUAUGCAGUUUUGGCACAUCUUGGCUGCAAAGCUAGCUUUCAUCAUCAUUAUGGAACAUGUUGUUUUUGUGGUAAAAUUCUUUGUGGCAUGGCUGAUUCCAGAUAUCCCGUCAGAAGUAAAGGCCCGUAUAAAACGUGAACGCUAUCUGGUUCAGGAAUACCUGCACAACUAUGAAGUGGAGAAACUGAAGCUUCAGCUGAGUCAGAGUUUCUGCUUGUCCACAGAAACGGCCUCACUGCUGCCCACUAGUCCAAAUAAACACAAGGUGCUCUCUCAAGUUAUUUAAUAACUGGGUUCUCAGGGACUGCUCUAUACACUCUACUCUGCAAUGCAUGGAGGAUUUCUUUUCAAAUGCUUCAUACAAUGGUUGAUAAAGAAAACCUGCCUGUCCUCAACUGCCAGAACUACGCACCAAAAAAAUGAAAGGACUCUGCAUACUUUUUCUGAUUGAGGAGGAUACACUAAAUAUCUGCACUUUCAAGCGAAGCUGUUGCCUGUUGCUAAGGAUCAGAGUGGAAAAAUACUUGAAUAUAGACCUCAAUUAUGCCAGAACCCUCUUAAAUGCAGCCUCCAUGCAGUUGCUCUUCAGGUUCCCUAGGAACCGUUGCUAUGAUGGCAGUAUGUGAAUAUCUGAUAUUUUAUUUUAAAAAAACUUUUCAAACAUUUAUAUAUAGGCAAUAAAGCUUUAUGUCGGUUUCGCUUGCUGUCAUGAUAUUGUUUUGUUUUCAAAGAUGUAAUCCGCAUGUUUUACCUUGUUUGUCUGACUGUGAAAGGAGUAUAUGUAUUCUUAAUUUUGCUUAUUGUGUGUGUCUGUGAGACUUUGUGUGGAAGAGAUUUGGUGAUAAAUCUUUGUAUUUCUUUAAAUGCUGUUGAGAAAAGCAAGCAACAAUGUCUUGGCCUCCUUAAAGUUCAGUAUAAUGCCACAAUGUAACAUUUAGGUAGUUCAUUGGAUUUUGCCACUGGGCUUAUUUUGACUAUCAGAGAACUUUGGUCGUUAUUGUUGUUUCUGUAUACAGUGCUUGCAUUAUUAGUUAUCUGUAAAGGUAGAUUAUAGUAGUAUUAAACUUAUAUUAUUAUAUCUUAUUUAAUAUAGGCUUUCUUUGAAAGCAAGGACAUGCAUAACCAAUAAUGUACCUUGUAGGAGAUUUGUUAACUGAUGUAUUUAAAACUACAGACUGAUCAUUUAGCUGACUUGUUAUUUGGUCAGAAUUACGCAACAUUUAACAGGUUAAGCUAUGUAAUGCCCUGCUAUAAUGUUUUCUGAUAAAAUUCCAAAAACUGAGGCGGUUUGGUUUAUGAUCGCUUCAGUUAGCUUGUCAGUCUUCAUGCGUCUGCUAAAGUUUGCACAUGUUGUAUAUAUCUAUAUAAUCAAACAGGAUCUGAUGUGAAAUUAACCUUAGCUUUAAUCAUUACUAGGAGACAUCUAGCUUUUGUAAAGGAACACUUAGUUCCGAGGAAUAGUUCAGAUUUUUGUAAUCAUGUCCAUGCAUCAGUAAGUUUCAUCAAUCCUCCCCUUUGAUAUUCACUCUGAUAACUGCAUUGGAUAUAGCAGUGUUGCUCAGAAGAAAACCCUGAAAUUUCUCGUGUCAGUGUAAAAGUCCUGCCUAUUUUAAUAUUACAGUUCAUAUCUGUUGUAUAUAAUUGUAAAAAAUUAUCAACAGGAUUAAGAACCACACCCUCCCAAAUAAAUUGCUUUAAUGUGAUUGAUUUGGUUGGUAUGGGGCAUAGAGCUCUUAAUACAUUAGUACUGCAGCUUGCGACAUUGACAACUUGAUGCAAAGACAUUUGUUUCCAAAAUUGUGAACUCAUCCUUGAACAUGUCAGACUUAUGGGUUUUGACACAAGGAUGUUAUUAUUGUCCAGAUAGUGGUAUGAACAUCAUUUGUCUACACUAAUUUGACAACUAUUCAUUUUUUUGCCUCUCAAGUGUACUGUGAUGUAAGCUUUUGACAAUAUUUUGUGGAUGUGAAUGUUUCUAUAUACAGUUUUUUCUUUAUUUUGUGCUUAUUUUUUAAGCAUAUCGUCUAUUAAAAGCAAAACACAUAGCAUCUGUACCCUUAGUGGAAUGUGUACAUUAAGACUGUAUAGCCUUUCAUAAAUGUGACGUUUUUCGUUUUUGUUUUAGAUGUGUAUAUGUACACAGGGGACCAUGACACCCAUGCCUUUGCCUUAUACAUAAUGCCCAUAUAUGUACUUAUUUUAUAUUUUUGGGGUCUGACCAGAUGUUGCGUAAGUUGUUCUGAAAAAGAAUGUUCAUGAAUAAUUAUAUGAAGAAAGACUUUUUGUUUGCAUUCCAAAGAGGAGUACGUGCCAAAUAAAGUACAUUACAGUGA
Triplophysa dalaica is the source of this 5249-nucleotide messenger RNA. It is a transcript of the gene ano5b, whose product is annotated as anoctamin 5b. Gene Ontology annotation, cellular component: plasma membrane. The record is from RefSeq and is a predicted model, not a curated record. Lineage: Eukaryota; Metazoa; Chordata; Actinopteri; Cypriniformes; Nemacheilidae. Gene Ontology annotation, biological process: chloride transmembrane transport. The transcript has 20 exons. Gene Ontology annotation, molecular function: protein dimerization activity; chloride channel activity. The coding region runs from base 410 to 3202 and encodes 930 amino acids.